Messenger RNA from Cannabis sativa, 1839 nucleotides. RefSeq lists its product as uncharacterized. The coding region runs from base 489 to 1766 and encodes 425 amino acids. Gene Ontology annotation, molecular function: protein binding. The record is from RefSeq and is a predicted model, not a curated record. The transcript is spliced from 2 exons. Lineage: Eukaryota; Viridiplantae; Streptophyta; Magnoliopsida; Rosales; Cannabaceae.
UUUGGUAGAGUUAUAUGGCCAAAGACCACAUUCUACCAUCAAGUGUCGGUGUUUUCUUUCAACAAUGCCAUUUUAUUCAUGAUUUGGGACGAGAAACCUUGUGAACAAUACCGUGAGUGGUCAAAAAACUAGCCCAAUCGUUUUGAAGAGCUUUAAGCUUGCAAUCUAACUACAGCUCAACUUGAUCAUUAAUAAUAAUAUACAAGUCAAAGGACUAUUUUUUUUAAUGUAUUAUAUUAUUGGAAAAUGGUUGGAUAGUGAUAAGAGGGUAUUAUUAUUAUAAAGAUUAAAUAGAGUAGACCAUCUCUACAUAUCUCUACAGCUAUUAUGGAUCAAUUGGACAGCCUGUAACUGUAAACAUUUUUAAAUGUUUCAUUCUCUCUUCUCUUCUUUCUCUUUCUCAUCAGUUCAUACUAGUUUCAAACUCACAAUCCAAUCUUUUUCUGCAAACAAUCAAAGCUUAUUAUUAGUUGAUCAUUGUGGCAGAAAUGGUGAGAUUAUGUGAUUUGCCAAAGGAAAUAAUUGAGAAAAUCAUGUUGUGGGCACCUGCUGAUUCUGUGUUUCAGUUUAAAUUUGUUAACAAGUUUUGGUAUUCCCUUAUCUCGGGUUUGAUCAACAACCCGGAAUUUGUUUCCAAACACCUUCUCAUCACCAAAAACCAGUCCACUACAUCCUUACUUUUCAACUUGCCAUCCCCCCAUGUGGAUCAUCGCUUGAUCACAUUCCCAUUGUUGACUAUAACCUCUAAUGAUGAUGAUGAUGAUGAUGAUGAUGAUGAUGAUGAUGAUGAUGAUGAUGGUAAGAAGGAUCAUUUCAUAGCAUCCACAGAAGCUUGUAGUGUACCGCUUAUUUGUAACCGGUUGUUGAAUAAAACCCAUGAGGAGGAUGAGGAUGAUGAUGAAGAUUUCAGUGUAAUACUUAUUCCUGAUGCAAGGUACAAGGAUAUGAAUCAAUGGAGGGAGGCUUAUACAUGUGAUGGACUCAUUUUGCUAGUAAAUAAGUUUUGGACAAUGGUGUUAUGUAAUCCUGCUUUGAAAGAAUUCAUGGUUCUUCCACGACCGUACAACAUCACAUUUCAAUCGGCUUUACCUGCUAUAGUAUUUGGAUUCGCCCCAGUGAGCAAUGAUUACAAAUGUGUUGCAGUUUGGUGCAGUUACGAAGGAUUGAAAGUUGAGGUAUACACAUUGGGAUCUAAUUCAUGGAGAGAGAUCAACACACAUGAAGACAUAUGGGAUGACAUACAGGAUGAAAUGACGGAAGUUGAGGAAUUAUACGACGGUUUAUGUUGGGGAGGUGUUUGUUACUGGUUGGUUAAGGAUCCAUCCGGUGAGGAUGAUAACAUGAUCUUGAGUUUCAAUUUGAGUAAUGAGGAACUCCAACUCUUUCAUGUGCCAGAUCUUGAAGCUUUGGGCAUUGAAUGUGGUUAUUGGCUCCACCUUUCGGUGUGGAAUGAUUCAGUAAUGAUGUGUUUGACAACUGAAAACUUAAUCAUUCAUAUCUUUAGGAUGGAUGAAGCUGAAGAAGAUUCUUGCACCGAAUAUGAUGUGAAGGUUGGACCAAUACACAAUCAUCACAAAGUGUUACCAUAUUGGAAGAAUGAUGAGAUUCUAAUGAGUAUCGGGAAGGAAGAUGAUAUGACUAAUCUAAAAUUGGUGUAUUGCAACAUUUUCACCCAACAGAUGAGAGAUGUUUGUGAUAUGGAUAAUAGCAUAUUAGAUAGUUCAGUUUGUUCUUAUGUAAAAAGUCUUGUUUCUAUUAGGGGGUAAGUUUGUUUGUUUGGUUAUUGUAGAAAAUAGUGAUUCGAAUUGUGUAUUGAUUUCAUAGAAUAAUACAUAUUUA